GCAACAAGUAGAAAUGUUAUCCAUUUUUAUCAGUAGUAUUGUUUGAAACGAUGAAUUACUAUUGGUUUGUUGGUCUGGUUUUGAAUGGAAUCACAACUGCUGUAGAUAUUUCCGUUAUGGCGAAAGAUGACCUGCAUGCAAUCAAUCCCACUAACAUAGGUUUCUACUUCUACGACAGGAAUAAUCCAUCAACCCCUUUUGAAAUCAACGACACGAACACUAUCUCUAACAGUUCCUUCAACAUCUCCAGGAACACCGUUUUCGUCACUCACGGCUUCACAGAGUCAUUCAAAGAUUGCUCAAUAAUUAAAGACGCUUUCCUCAAAAAACAUGACGUCAAUAUAAUCGUCAUUGAUUGGAGUAAAUACACCAUGACGGCCUAUUUGGAGAUCUCAGAAUUGUGUGAUUUAAUAAGCUCAUUCAUCAAGAAGCUCGUUAGUGAAAAUGAUCUACAAUUGAGUAAAACUUCGCUUGUUGGGUUUUCCUUGGGUGCACAUAUCAUGGGGGUCGUUGGAAGAGAUUUAGGAGGGUCAUGUGACCAAGUGAUAGGUUUAGACCCAGUAGGUAUAGGUUUCCAUAUCAUCGAAGCUUCUCAACGUUUGAGCACAUCCAGUGGCAAGUUUGUUCACGUAAUCCAUACCAACGGUGAUCAGUUUGGAUAUUACCAACCUCUAGGACAUGCAGACUACUAUCCCAAUGGGGGUAAGAAACAACCUGGAUGCGAAUGGGAAAUUCUUGGUGUAUGCGACCAUUUACGAUCUAUGGACUACUUUGGUGAGUCCGUUUCAAGUGGACGUUUCAGAGCACUCAAGUGCAACGAUUAUUCUCAGUUCAAACAGAAGAAUUGCAGUGCAGAUGUUUCUUUCAUGGGAGAAUUUCCGGUUGAUAAGAGGGCUUCGGGUAUAUAUUUCUUAGACACAAAUGGAGUACCACCAUAUGCUAAAGGAUAACUGAUAUAAACUUAUCAAUAAUUGAUUGGAAUUGAUUGAUCUCGUGAAAUAGAUUGAUGUACAAACAAAUCAUUUCUGAGAUUAUUUAUUUUUGCAAUUCAUCGCUAUACAUUAAAUGAAAAAUUUAAUUCCAAAAAGUGUAUUUUCAUUAAUACAUUGUACUAAACGUUUGACUAGA
Leptinotarsa decemlineata (Colorado potato beetle) is the source of this 1128-nucleotide messenger RNA. RefSeq names its product lipase member H. The record is from RefSeq and is a predicted model, not a curated record. NCBI's taxonomy places the organism in Eukaryota, Metazoa, Arthropoda, Insecta, Coleoptera, Chrysomelidae. Gene Ontology annotation, molecular function: lipase activity. Gene Ontology annotation, biological process: lipid catabolic process.